Molecule: messenger RNA, 474 nt
Organism: Fusarium oxysporum Fo47
Lineage: Eukaryota; Fungi; Ascomycota; Sordariomycetes; Hypocreales; Nectriaceae
Product: nuclear transport factor 2 family protein
Exons: 1
Coding region: 1-474 (157 amino acids)
Source: RefSeq, a predicted model, not a curated record
AUGGGCGACUAUACAGCAGAAAUUGAACAGAUUUACGCUGGCCUAACCGACCAGCCUCCUCAUACCGAGGAGCAGAAAGUCAUGGCCAAGAAGAUCAUCGAACUCCAUUUAGCGACCUUCAAAUACUAUGACUACAAGAGAACAUUCGAGCUUGUGGAUGAGAACUACAGACAACAUAGCCAGAUGGUCGCCGACGGCCGCGACUCAAUUAUCGAAGCAUCCAAGGUUCUCAAGUCUAUCGCCGCAAAGAACUGGAAAGGCCCAGGAGAACCGCAUUUCAACAUGAUGUUCAAGAGGAUACUGGUGGAUGGGGACUAUAUUGUGGCGCAGAUCUUCUCUGAGCGUUGGCCUGGAGACGCGGGCGAGCAUGUCUUUGACCUUUAUCGAUGGAAGAAUGGCAAGGUUGUGGAGCAUUGGGAUGUUAUACAGCAGGUGGAUGCGGCAAAUAUGAAGCAUGGUAACUCUGUUGCGUAG